GUCAGUCACUACUGCACACGUCUUGACUCCACAGCUCCAUAUUUUGCAGCAUGAAUGGAGCACAGUGCGUUAGCGAAAACUCAGUUGCAUUUUCCAACAGAUGAUCGCACAGAAGCAGGGCAGAAGAGGUAAUGGUUUCGUAUUCGUGCACUUGGCUGAGGCAACAUGCAGUACGCCGGUGAAAGUGCCGUCUCAAACUGCUUGUGAAAAGCUAGGGUGUCCAUUUCUGCGGAAGCCCGCAAAGUGUAGGAAAGUACAAGAAAGGCAAAAAUUGGCAUCCACCCGAAUUGUAGCUAAUCAGGAAAAAAAGAAAAAACACGGUGCAAGAUACAAUUUUAAGACUACGAUCUUUGAUGGUCAGACCUCUCACGACUGAACACUUGCACCGUGUUUAUUAAUUUUUUUUAUUCGUUGAAUAGCCUGUUAACAUUAGCUGGGACGCAUGGUAUACAUUUGCUGAGUAGACCAUAAAUAUGAUCACUUUGGCACAAACAAGGAGGGACGGAAGAGAACAAGGGGAGUGCCAACUUUCGACAAACAGUUGAAAGUUGGUGCUCCUCAUCCUGAACAUGCCAUCAAGAAGGCAGCAGCAGCACCCACGAGCAAUGUCUGGCAGGGCUUCACGUGGAGAGAUCCACUUUAGAAUGAACAAUUAAUGCACCUUUGUAGAACAAAACCGCUUUGGUACACAGUGCUACUAUCUACACCAAUACAAAGCUAUCUGUUCUACCCGUGUAUCAGGCAUAUUAUUUUAUGGUCCAAUAGACCAGUAAAGGCUAUCACCCCUACUGGUGUAUCAGGUCUAUCGUUUCAUAAUCCAAUAAGAAGAAACCUAUAUACACCAAUAUAUUUCUAUUAGAAUUUUUAUUAGGGCGGUUAAGAUGGUUUUUGAUUUUUGUGCAGAGCUCUGGCGUCGGAGGAAUGGCUUCCAAUUACACAAAAUCGGUGCACAUUGCCGUGAGGCUGAGCCUGCCCACCCCCAGAGAAGACAGCGCGCGGUCGGUGCGUGUGCUUCCGCAACAGGCCUCUACUGCUCCUGGAGGGGCUCGCGUUGCAGCCCAUAACUGGGAUGCCCUACUGAUUGAAACUAGGAGAUCAGAGCUGCGAAUCCGUGUUCGAGACAAGCCGGCGCGAUGCUUCGUUGGCCUGCUGCGGCGCCCAGAAUGUUGCCGCGCAGGCUUUUUCGGGCCGCAAGCAGCGCUUUCAGAUCGCCUGGGACUUUCCCGCACUUUCGUGCCGAGCCGAGAAAGUGCCUGAACGCGGCCCUAUACGCUGGGCCGCCGUUGCGGCCGGUCGAAGCGGCACAAGGCGUGAAACUAGGGCCCGAAAUGGUCCCGAACUGCGACCCGAGAAACACAAAAACUGAUGUCGGAGUACGGCGCAGUUUGCGCUUUCACUCGGGCAACCUGAGCUCCAACGGGUUGUAUUUGAGCCAGAAUUUGCGAGUCGCCUGUUCAGCAUCGACCAAUGAUGUCAUCGUGACACGAUAGGUGGAUUAGACACCGAAACUAGUGUAUCGAUGAGCAAACGUGAACACCGUAGCGAUAGCGUCUUCUAUGCUAUGGUUGUAGUUUGGUGCGCACCAAAUUGUAAUGCGCUGCGUCACAGUGUUCAAUUUUGGUUCUACAGGUAGCCAGGAGUUCGAUACAUCAGGCUGUGCUAAAUAGUUGGCAUUGUAAAGCUAUCUUUUGCGACAUUUCUGGUCUCUAAAAGUGAACGGAUACGAAAUUUCGACAUUUCCAGCAUCGUAGAGACCCGCGGGCUCGCGGCCUCGCGCGAUUGGCCGGUCGGCAGCACGAUUUGUGCCAAUGAGCGGCGAGCGCGCUUUUUUCGCCGCCGCCGCCGGGAAGCCGCGCACCCGGUCGACCGUCACACGCCACUUCGUCGGUUGCUCUCGUAGCGUUCGCACAGGUUUUUUGUCCGUAGCAUUUUCUUUCUCGCAACAGUCAUGGCUGAGGAGACGAGCACAGCCGCAGCAGCGCCGGCCGCGUCGUCGGCACCCCAGAGCCCCAAGAAGAAGGCGGCGCGCGGAGCCGGCAAACCCCGCACCACGGCCAGCCACCCCAAGGUGUCGGCCAUGGUGAACGCGUCCAUCGGCGAGCUGAAGGAGCGCGGAGGGUCGUCGCUGCAGGCCAUCAAGAAGCACAUGGCGGCCACCUACAAGGUGGACGUGGAGAAGCUGUCGCCGUUUAUCCGCAAGUACCUCAAGUCGGCCGUCACCUCGGGCGCGCUGGUCCAGACCAAGGGCAAGGGCGCCAGCGGUUCGUUCAAGCUGGCUGCGGGCGCCGCUGCGGGCGAGAAGAAAAAGGCCAAGGCUGCAGGAGUCGUCAAGAAAGCCGCCAAGAAGCCCGCCAAGAAGACUCCCAAGAAGUCUCCCAAAAAGGCUCCCAAGAAGGUGGCGGUCAAGAAGGUCAAGCCAGCAAAGAAGCCCAAGGCCGAGAAGAAGGCGUCGCUGCCCAAGAAACCCAAGAAGCCGGCGGCCAAGAAGGCGGCCACCCCAAAGAAGGCAGCCAAGAAGUAAAGCUCGUCCUCCACGAGUCUGCCCCACGGGCACACACAAACGGCCCUCGUCAGGGCCACCCGAAACGUUUGUUUCGGCGGAACCGUUUACCGCGGUGCUCCUACCCCCGUGACCUCUCGUUUUCGCCCGGUCAUUCGCGGACCCACAUCGAUCUAUCGCGCCGCCGUAACCAUGGGCUCCGAUCUCGUAUAACAACCAGUUCACGGAUUUCUAGCCCGUGCGCGCUCCUCUGCGCGAAUCCCCCACGUUCGAGGACAGCGCAACUGCACCUAAAUUCUGCUUAUGCGAUGCAGCAUGUACAGUGCACUAGUGAGUGAUGCAACACGGCUUAACAGAAAACCGAGUUAUUUGUA
Molecule: messenger RNA, 2874 nt
Organism: Dermacentor andersoni
Lineage: Eukaryota; Metazoa; Arthropoda; Arachnida; Ixodida; Ixodidae
Product: histone H1-like
Biological process (GO): nucleosome assembly; negative regulation of DNA recombination; chromosome condensation
Cellular component (GO): nucleosome; nucleus
Molecular function (GO): nucleosomal DNA binding; structural constituent of chromatin; double-stranded DNA binding
Source: RefSeq, a predicted model, not a curated record